Messenger RNA from Phodopus roborovskii (desert hamster), 3446 nucleotides. It is a transcript of the gene Zc3hav1, whose product is annotated as zinc finger CCCH-type containing, antiviral 1. The transcript is spliced from 13 exons. The record is from RefSeq and is a predicted model, not a curated record. The coding region runs from base 316 to 3273 and encodes 985 amino acids. Gene Ontology annotation, molecular function: NAD+ poly-ADP-ribosyltransferase activity; metal ion binding. Lineage: Eukaryota; Metazoa; Chordata; Mammalia; Rodentia; Cricetidae.
CUCCCUUCCCGGUCGCAGCCUCUCAGUCCCGAACCGUGGGCAUCUCACGUCUAGCCUGGAGCCGAGGGUGUCGGGCGCACGCAGACCUGCCGGCUUAGCGUGGCCGCCUUCCCAGCCGCUCUCCGGCGCUGCUGAGCUUAAAUCUGACCCCGGGACCCGCCUGGUGAGGUCGGGCCUCGCGACGCCACCGCCAGAGUUGGAAAGCGAAACCGCUCGGCUCCGCAAACGGCACCGCCCGCGUCCGCCCCUAAGUUUCGAUUCUCCGCGAAGCGGUGUCCCGCGCUGCGGCCAGAGCAGCGGCAGCCAUAGCGCGCCAUGGCAGACCCCGGGGUAUGCUGCUUCAUCACCAAGAUCCUGUGCGCCCACGGGGGCCGCAUGACCCUGGAGGGACUGCUGGCCGAGAUCGCGCUCCCCGAGGCGCAGCUCUGUGAGCUGCUGGAGGCGGCGGGGCCCGAUCGCUUCGUGCUGCUGGAUAUCGUAGGCCAGACCGGGAUCACUCGGUCGGUGGUGGCCACCACCCGAGCCCGCGUCUGCCGUCGCAAGUACUGCGAGAGACCCUGUGACAGCCUGCACCUCUGCAAGCUCAACCUGCUGGGCCGGUGCCACUAUUCACACGCUCAGCGGAACCUUUGCAAAUACUCUCACAAUGUUCUCUCGGAACAGAACUUCCAGGUCUUGAAGAAUCAUGAGCUCUCUGGCCUUAACCAAGAGGAGCUGGCUGUGCUUCUGGUCCAGAGCGACCCUUUCUUCUUGCCUGAGAUAUGCAAAAGUUACAAAGGAGAGGGCCGGAAACAGAUAUGCGGGCAGCCACAACCGUGCGAGAGACUCCACAUCUGCGAGCACUUCACCCGGGGGAACUGCAGUUACCUCAACUGCCUCAGGUCUCACAACCUGAUGGACAGAAGGGCUCUGGCCAUCAUGAAGGAGCACGGGCUGAGCUCUGACGUGGUCCAGAACAUCCAGGACAUCUGCAACAACAAGCACUCUCGGAGGAACCCCCCUGCCAUAAGAGCUCUCCAACCACAUCGCAGAGGCAGGGCCAGAGGUAGAAGCAAAAGCAGAGACCGGUUCUUUCAGAACAGUCUAGAAUUUCUCCCAACUGUCUCACCUGCGGAGUCUGGUCCACCUAGCCCAGAUGCCGCCAGCUGUAAGGAUUCCCUGGAGGACGUGUCUGCAGAUGUCAUUCAGAAGUUUAAGUACCUGGGGACUGAAGACUGUGCCCAGUUUUCCUCAGUUUCCCCUAAGGCUGCAAGUCUCCAGGGAGCCAGUCAGAUGGGAGCCAGCCUGAAGUUUUCAGAGAAUGGGGACCCAACUGGCCUAUUUUCUAGGAGUCGUUCUGAUUCAUUCUCAAAUCAAGCCGCCAGCGGCUUUCAUCUCGAUGUGACACAAACACUUGAAGCCUUCGCUAUGAAAACAGAUACGUCUUCUGAGUACCGCACGGGCGUCAAGAGCAAGACUGGAACCCACGACAUCCAGCACGCCCCCUUUUUUGAUAGCUAUGCCAGUGGAGUGACUAUGGAAGGAACAGGCUCAGGAAUUCUAGGUAACAGGGCCAUAGGCAAUGGGCUUGGAGAAAUGAUAUUACCUAGCAACCAUUGGAAAAGUGCAGCUAACCCUCAGGGUCCCAAGACCGCCGACAGCGGCCAAGACAUGUCAUUCCCGAGUGGUAAAUAUGGAGGAAACACAGUCUGGGCUAGUAAGUCUAGCCAUAGUGAACUGAAUGGCUCUACUCAAAUUAUGAACGAAACUCCUGAUAUCUUCAAAAGUAGUGCCACUGGCUUUGGUGUAAAAGCACCAGUCACGGGAAGAAAAGAAGCUGUGUGCUCUGGAGGUCAGGGCCUGGGAACCCAGGUCCUGGCUAUGCCCGAGGAGGUCACUGCCACUGUGCAAGCCAGCAGGCUGCCUCAGUCACUUCCACCUUCCUCAAACCACAGAGCGGCAGCCUCUGGGACCCUUGGUGAGAACUCCGCACGUGCCUCUCUGAGCCCAGCUUGUGAGCCCUCGAGGAGGACCUCAGACUCCGAGUAUCCCCUGGGUUCCAUCAUAAACUCUGCAUCCCCUAGGAUGGAUGCUCACGGACCAAAGGAAAUCUGUCAGGACCACCUGUAUAAGGGCUGCCAACAGAGCAACUGCAGCAAGAGCCACUUCUAUCUGCCCUACCGGUGGCAAGUGUUCAUAAAUAAUUCUUGGAUUGACUUCCAGGCCACAGAGGAUAUCGAGCGAGCCUACUGUGAUCCCCAAACUGAAAUUGUUAAGAUAGAAAAAUUUCACAUCAAUUUCCAGAAAAUGACUUGUGACUCUUACCCAGUCCGACGCCUCUCCACGCCGUCAUUUGUCGAACACUCAGCUGAUUCUGUCUUCAGCACCAUAUGGCUUUGGUACUGGAAGAAUGAAUUUGGCAAGUUUAUACAGUAUGGGGAUGAGAAAAAAGGCCAGCCCAGUUCCAAUGUCAACUCUCCGUACCUAGAAUCCUUCUUCCAGUCCUGUCCUAGGGGAGUUGUGCCGUUUCAGGCCGGUGCACGAGACUACGAAUUGAGCUUCCAAGGGAUGAUUCAGACAAACAUAGCUUCCAAGACUCAAAGGCAGGUAGUCAGAAGGCCCGUGUUCGUUUCGUGGAAGGAUGUGGAACAGAGGAGGAGAGGUGCAGACCAGCAGCCGGUGAUGCCCGUGGUAGAGGCUCUGACCCUGGAUUCUCCUCCCCAGAGGGAUACUAGCACAUUUCCUUCUAACAGAUAUGAGUUGGUAGCACUCAAUAGCCAGGAUGAGGAGUAUGUCAAAAUAAGUGAACUCUUUAAAGCAUCCAUGAAAUAUUUCAAGGUUAAAACGAUAAAAAGGAUAUGGAAUCAAAGCCUCUGGGAAUCUUUUGAAAGGAAAAAGCUGGUGAUGAGGAGUAACAGUGAGAUGCUGCUGUUUCAUGCAACGUGCCGUGUUCAUGUGGAUUACAUCUGUAAGAAUAAUUUCGAGUGGAUCCUAAAUGGAAGCCGGGAGACCAGAUACGGAAAAGGAAAUUACUUUGCAAAAGAAGCCAUAUAUUCCCACAAGAAUUGUCCAUACGAGGCCAAAAACAUUGUUAUGUUUGUCGCCCGAGUCCUGGCUGGAAAUUCCAUUGAAGGAAAUAUGACAUACAGUAGGGCUCCUGCCCUCUAUGACAGCUGUGUGGAUAGCAGGUUGAAUCCCUCCGUCUUUGUCAUCUUCCAGAAAGAGCAGAUUUACCCAGCAUAUGUGAUUGAGUACACGGAGCUAGAAAAAGAGAAAGCUUGCACAAUCAGUUAGAAACAAUGUAUGCCAGGUCGAAACCAUUCUGUUGACUUCUAGGACCAAAUCAUCCCCAGACAAUAGACUUUUGCAUUUCCUUGCUACAUUACCUAAUGUCUUAAAUCAGCAAUUCUCAAACUUCUCUCCAGAUUCACAGACCCAGGUUGUACUCCCACGAGAGCCAGGUGGUG